Molecule: messenger RNA, 1086 nt
Organism: Trichoderma harzianum CBS 226.95
Lineage: Eukaryota; Fungi; Ascomycota; Sordariomycetes; Hypocreales; Hypocreaceae
Exons: 1
Coding region: 1-1086 (361 amino acids)
Source: RefSeq, a predicted model, not a curated record
AUGGACGUCUCAUAUGUUCCUCACGCCGAACGCGUUCGUCGCAAGAAUCGAUCUUCCACCAAUGUCAACCAUCUCUCUCUAGCUCCUUUGACGACGAAGCUUCCCAUCGAUGAUGACGAAGCCAUUGUCGACGCCGCUGUGCCUCUGUCGCGACCGAGCACCUCAUAUCUGCAGGGCAAGUCUGCUCCCACCACGCCUCGGCUGCUGGCUAGCUCCGCAACCAAGCCUCGGUCACGGUCGAGGUCGCAGAACCGGACACCAUCCGCCUCGGGCGCCCCAAUCACCAAGAGCAAGUCGUCGUCGCAUCUCACCCAUGCGGCGAAGAAGUCUGCGACAGGCACAUCGACGCCCCGCCGGCGACACGACGAGGGAACUGACGGCGAUUGGCUGCUGAGGACAGGCGCAUUGAUGACUUUUGAGGCGCGAGAAUUCAAAGGCCAGUCGUGGCUUGUCUCGCGGCAGAGCUCGACGAGUCUCACGGGCAUCCGCAGCAUCGAAGACGUGGCGUUUGAGGAUGAGCUGGCGCGCGAAAGAGAGAUGACGAGCCUACUUACAAGCAGGCGUGGCAGUCUAGCCGACGAUGACAUGUCCAUUUCCGUCAUUGGCAGUAAAAUACACAGCCGGUCUCACAGCAUUCACGGCAGCCGGAGUCAACUCAUGACGCCUGUAGAGCGGCUCAUCGACGACGGCUCAUAUUUCCCGAGCCAAGAGUCGCUUGCUGGGCCCGACUUCAUCGACCUCGACGAAAGACUAGAGGAGCUGGAGCGAGACACGGUAGAGGACGCCGAGGCCGCAGUCAAGAGGCUGAUGCGGCGAGGCACGGGGGCCAAAGCCGGGUGGAUGACGAGCUUCAUGGGAUGGAAUCUCUUCUCGGUGGAUGAGCACGAGGAGGAGACGGAUGAGGAGUCAGAGUAUGACGAGUCGCUGGCGAAUUCGCGAUCACAGGAGGACCGGAGUGCUUGGCUUCAGCGUCACGUCGAAGGCCCUUUGGACCCGGAGGACUUUGUGCCGCCUCCAACGACCGACGAGGGAAGCUGGAGCGAUGCGGCAUGGCUGCUCAGCGUAGCAUCAAAGGUGAUAUUUUGA